Molecule: messenger RNA, 1277 nt
Organism: Danio rerio (zebrafish)
Lineage: Eukaryota; Metazoa; Chordata; Actinopteri; Cypriniformes; Danionidae
Source: RefSeq, a predicted model, not a curated record
AGGGCUGUCGCGUCGUCCAUAUUUUUUACAGUCAUUGGACUGAACUUUUGACUUCACCGUUCCUGUUGGUACAUGGGCGGAGCUCUGUUUCCAUGGAGACGCGUCAUCACGCUCAAACGACCUUCAUUCAUUUCAGACAGAACCCUGAGUUUUUCGCGCUACUUGGUUUAUUUUUUCUAAAUAGAAGGCGCAUUGAUAUCUUCUAAUACUCUUCAUGUGAAUUAACGGUUUGUUCAGAAAGAAAAACUGGAGGUCAGUCUCUUUAAGCCAUGUGCUGGUGCUUGUUUUGAAGUGCUUGGAGCCUUGUGUUAUGACGUCGUUUAGAGAAAGACGGAUUAAAGGCGCUCAAACAGCAAACAUGAACGAGGAGAUUCCGGUUCAAAAAGGAUUUCACGUCCCACCUUUGACUGCCACGACGAAAGAGAGCAAAAAGAAAAGAAAAGACACAACAAAAGAGAAGAAGAAAGCGAAAAAUGUCGUUAACAAGUCAAAGGAUUCAGUAUUGUUGUGCUGGAAGAUUAACUUGUAAAUCACCAACCCCUCUAGAGAAACUUCGGACUGAACAGUGGAUCAAUGGAGAGAUGAGUGAUGCUCAGAGCAAAGGUCAUGUCAAACCCAAAGAGCGAAAGAACAGCAAACCCAAAAAUCCCAAGGCUGCGCAAGAAGUUGCUUUUGCUUCAGGAGAAGAGGUCAAAUCUGAUUUGUCCCACUUUAAACAGGACAGCUUGAGGUGGGAAGGAGCUCUGGAAGACCCUGCUGCAGAAGCCCAGCGGCUGGAGGUCUACAGAGCCAACCGACGCAAACGCUACAUGGCAUCAAGGCAAGCUUUUCUACAAAACAAUUAGACUGGUCAAUGUAUAGGCUCGAACUAGGCUAAACUAAAUAAUCAAAACAAAAAAAGUUUUACCAUGAAGGCGUUCAUUUUACAUUUGCUUAUUAUCAUGCUGAGUUCAUUUAAUAUGAGGAUAUUAGUAAAUAACUGCAGCGUGUGAAAGUGCUUUAGGCCUAAAUGUGCAAAACAUUCUCUGAUAUGAAUACUAUCAAUAUUCUGCUGUAUAAUGUGCCUGUACAUUGAUUAAUGGCUUUGUAAUUAUUUUGUUUGAUUUGUCUGGGUUUUGUCAUGUCGUCUGUUCUUUUUAUGUAAUGAUUAAUCUAGAAAAAUAAUAACAGUAGUUUAAAUAUAUACAAUUGUUUUUAAUUAGAAUGAUUUCUUAAGGAUCAUGUAACACUGAGGACUAAUGCCUGCGUCACAUUAAUAAAUCACAUUUUUAAAUGUA